UGUGCGCGCCCGUCAGAAACACUGGUAAGUGAUAACCCAGCUGUCCAGUGUCGAUAUAAUCAUCGCUAAAGAAAAAUUUAGGGCUGGUCUCUGAUUAUCACUCUAAUGGAGCAAGAUCCACAGCCAAAAUGGGAAGGCAAGGUCUCAGAAAGGCUACCAAAAGCCACAGCAGAUCAAAUAUGGCCUCUCCUCAACGACUUCUUUAACCUCCACAAAUGGUUUCCUAGCCUUGCCACCUGCUAUGGCAUCCAUGGGACUAAUGGUGAGCCAGGUUGCAUAAGACACUGUGAGGGCUCCUCGAUUCCGUCCACUGACACCAAUACAGAUGGCCACAGUCAGCCUGUUAGCUGGUCCUCUGAGAGAUUAACAGUUGUUGAUCAUGUUGAACGUAGCUUGAGCUAUGAGAUAGUUGACAGCAAUAUUGGGUUCAAGUCAUAUGUUUCAACGGUCAAGGUUGUCCCACAAGGUGAUGAUGGUCAAGAUGGGUGUGUGAUCGAAUGGUCAUUCAAUGUUGAUCCAGUGGCAGGGUUGGUAUUGGAUGAGCUGGUGAGAAAGUAUAAAGUGGGACUGCAGCAAAUGGCCGAGAGACUGGAGGAUGCAGUUAAAGGUUUUUAAUUUUUAUUAGCAGGUUGACUUUGUUGAGAGUUCCUGCUUCAUCUUUUUGGUUGGUAUGCCUUGCUUGCUUCCGCGAAGCUUUCUUUUUAGUUUCUUAUUUGAUGUCUUAGAGUGCAUCACCAUUACACUAUUUUAGUUAAAUAUUAGAUUUUGAUAUUGUAAUAAGUAUUAUGGAUUAUUAUUUGUUUUUGUUUUAUUUUGAAGAACAUUUGAAAUUUUAUGAAA
This is a messenger RNA of Populus trichocarpa (black cottonwood), 840 nucleotides long. Its product is annotated as lachrymatory-factor synthase. The transcript is spliced from 2 exons. Bases 106 to 615 code for a protein of 169 amino acids. NCBI's taxonomy places the organism in Eukaryota, Viridiplantae, Streptophyta, Magnoliopsida, Malpighiales, Salicaceae. The record is from RefSeq and is a predicted model, not a curated record.